AUGCACAAACUCUUCUCCUGCGGGCUCAUCCUUGCCAUUGUCUUCAGUCCACUCCGAUCACUUCCAAUCUUGGACCCUAGCGAGAUUUCCUUUCGAAUACCAGCAUCUCAGGUCAUUAUUCUUCGAUGGCGACGCUUUGCUGACAGUCGUCUAUUUUCCAUCUUCCUUUUGAUAGAUUCAAAGAUGGAUUUUGGAGAUGUGAGCAGCUGGGAUGACACCCACUUAUUACAGAAUCUGCCUUCAUUUCUGGACAAGGGCAGAGACAUAGAUAUUGAUACAGAUGACAUUUUCGGCAAAGAAGGUCUUAGUCUUGGAACCUAUAAUAUGGACAAUGUUAUGAAAGAGGAGUGGUUGGACAAGCAGCCACAUAUGUCACUUUUGAGCCGUCUACAGUCUAAAGAGCGUAAACCUUAUAAGAAGCGAGCAGGGAAUUUGUCUGAAUGUUUUUGGAAAUACUGUGUUUAA
This is a messenger RNA of Bufo bufo (common toad), 465 nucleotides long. Its product is annotated as urotensin-2-like. Lineage: Eukaryota; Metazoa; Chordata; Amphibia; Anura; Bufonidae. The coding region runs from base 1 to 465 and encodes 154 amino acids. Gene Ontology annotation, molecular function: hormone activity. Gene Ontology annotation, biological process: blood vessel diameter maintenance; regulation of blood pressure. Gene Ontology annotation, cellular component: extracellular region. The transcript is spliced from 4 exons. The record is from RefSeq and is a predicted model, not a curated record.